AUGGCCGAUGAUCAGUCAAAUCAGAGUCCGGCAGCAAGCGUCCAAUUUGAAACAUAUUCUCUCCAAGAUCCGCACUCCUCACCCAAUGGUUCCGUGACACGAUCAGUCCACACAGCUUCUGGAAGACUACGGAGGUAUCAAAUCAUGCAAAUACCCAAUGCCCUUGCUAUUUUCCUACACUGGCUGGCGCGUUUGUUGCAUGCCAGAAAAUCCUCAACACUUUCCCGUCUAUACUCGAGUUUCUCUAACAAAGUCUCGGGAUCCCAGUCCAGUCUUCACCGCUCCUCCCCGAAACCCCGUCCCAACACUCGUUUCGCCGGAUCCAUCCGGGCCUGGACUCCCCUAAGUCACCGUACUAUCGGUCCAAGACACAAGACGAAGACGACCCGAUACAGAUCCUGUACACAGAGAAAACGUGAAAGUCAAGCAGCUCUUCAAAGGCCAUUUAAUCUCAAGGCACAUAUGCCCAGCUGGUGCAACAAGUUGUCGUUCCUCCAUGUGAUUUUGCAAUGGUCAAGUGCGGGAUGCCACAUCUUUCAAGUGGCUGGUGCCUUCCUUCCUUCCUUCCCGGCCUGGGUGGAUCCACCUUCCCCCAGCUUCCCUUCCCAACCUGAGGCACCCUUGCGUCUAGCCUCGCCCGUCAACCUCGCGCAGCAACACGCAGCUCAGCUCUCUCCCACGACUAGACAACGUGCCUACGACACCCACUCCAUCACGACUCCUUUCGACGCCCAACGAACCCUCAAGUCCUCAAAACUACACAUCCGAAGCUUUCCCCGAAUACCCCAAGCUCUUCUAAUUCACAAUGGUAAGCUUUCCCUUGCUAGGUUCCCGGGGAAUCACCACCUCCAGCGACCGGGGGUUGGUACGAGCUACCAGAACCGACCAACCCAACCUUGGCUCUAUAUCUGCACAGGUUAUGACCUGAGCAACUCCAUCUUCUCCCCCGACGGUCGCAACUUCCAAGUCGAGUAUGCCGUCAAGGCCGUCGAGAACGGUGGCACAUCCAUCGGUAUCCGGUGCAAGGGUGGUGUCGUCCUCGCCGUCGAAAAGAUCAUUGCCUCCAAGUUAUGGAAGCCCAAUGCCAACAAGCGUAUUGCUACCAUUGACAGACAUCUCGGUGUUGUCUACUCAGGCAUGAUCCCCGAUGGCCGCCACUUCGUCGACCGCGCCCGUGAAGAAGCCCGCGGCUGGCGCGACACCUUCAAGACUCCCAUCUCCACCGCCGACCUCGCAGCCCGCAUGGGCGGCUACCUCCAAGCCUACACCCUCUACUCCUCAGUCCGUCCAUUCGGCAUUACCGCCAUUGUCGGUGGUUUCGACCCCUCUACCGAGACCCCCGUUGACGGCGAAGUUGGUUCUGGCCCCAAGGUCGGUGCUGGCGGCAAGGACACCACCAAGAAGCACGGUGGUCCCUUCCUCUACAUGAUCGAGCCUUCCGGUCUCUACUGGGGCUACUACGGUGCUGCUACUGGCAAGGGCCGUCAAGCCGCCAAGGCAGAGCUCGAGAAGCUCGACCUCGCUGAUGGCGGACUGACGUUGGAGGACGCCGUUAAGGAGGCUGCCCGCAUCAUCUACGUCGCCCACGACGACAACAAGGACAAGGAGUUUGAGCUCGAGAUGAGCUGGAUCAGUGAUAUUGACGGCCCCACCAAGGGCCGCCACGAAGAGGUGCCCAAGGAGCUGCGCGAGGAGGCGGAGCGGUUUGCCAAGAAGUCACUCGAGGGCGAUGACGACGAUGACGAGGACAAGAAGGAGGACGACAAGAAGGAGGAGUAG
Molecule: messenger RNA, 1779 nt
Organism: Colletotrichum lupini
Lineage: Eukaryota; Fungi; Ascomycota; Sordariomycetes; Glomerellales; Glomerellaceae
Product: proteasome A-type and B-type
Exons: 9
Coding region: 1-1779 (592 amino acids)
Biological process (GO): ubiquitin-dependent protein catabolic process
Cellular component (GO): nucleus; proteasome core complex; proteasome core complex, alpha-subunit complex
Source: RefSeq, a predicted model, not a curated record